AUGGAUCGAAUUUCCCAACUGCCAGAGCCAAUUUUGCAGCACAUCUUGUCUUUCCUCCUUGUUGAAGAUGCUGCUCGAAUGAGUACAUUGUCCAAGAUUUGGACCAGUGCAUGGAAUUCACUCUCCUACUUAAAUUUUGGUGAUAAUUUAUUCCAUAAUAAUAAUAAUCAAGAAGACUUGCCAAAUCUCUUGAAGGGUGUGACUCAAAUUCUAGCAAAGCGGCAUAACCAGAAGAUUUCUGUACAAAAGUUUUCUCUACAAUUACCCUAUUGGCGCCGGAGAUGUUAUUAUUUACACAAGUGGAUUAACUUACUUGUAGCUUGUAAUAUCAAAGAGUUGAAUCUAAGAGUAAGCAAAACUAUUUAUCAAGGAAGAAGGGAACACUGUAAGUUGCCCGAGGUAAUCUUUAAUGCCAAAGCACUAAAUGUGCUGAAUUUGAAUGGAUUUAAGAUUGAAUUACCCUCUAAUGGUUGUACUAUGAAGUUGUCAUCUUUGCGAGAGUUGCACCUCUGUAAUGUAUCUUUGGACGAGAAAUUAUGCAAGGUCUAUGCACAAGCUGCCACAAUUUAG
Molecule: messenger RNA, 570 nt
Organism: Lycium barbarum (goji berry)
Lineage: Eukaryota; Viridiplantae; Streptophyta; Magnoliopsida; Solanales; Solanaceae
Product: F-box/LRR-repeat protein At3g26922-like
Exons: 1
Coding region: 1-570 (189 amino acids)
Molecular function (GO): protein binding
Source: RefSeq, a predicted model, not a curated record